GGUAAUUGCCCCAUUUUUAUGAUUGCCCCAUUACAGGCCUCACACAAUCAAGGAACUUAUUCGUGCGGAUGGUAAAUCUAAGUACAAUGACAUCCACACAAUCAAGGAACUUAUUCGUGUGAGUACCUUGAUAGCGGAUGCUCCCAGCACAUGACCAAAGAUGCAUCCAAGUUCUUGCAAAUAAAGCCCGUUAAAGGAGGGAAUGUUGUCUUUGAAGGGAAAAUUAUUGGCAUUGGCUCGGUAGGUAAAUCUGAAGACUCAUCUAUAGACAAUGUCUUGCUUGUUAAGGGUCUUAAACACAAUCUCUUGAGCAUACGUCAAUUGUGUGAAAAGAGAAACCGUGUGACCUUCGAUUCAAAAUCAUGCAUGAUAGAAUGUCUUAGUGACAAUAAGGUCAUUCUACGUGGUGAUAGAAUCGAUAAUAUUUAUAUGGUUAACUUAGAUAAAUUCCCUUCCGACUUUGCCAAGAUCCUCAUGAGUAAGGAGGAAGACACUUGGUUAUGGCACCGAAGGGUAGCUCAUAUGAACAUAAACCUUUUGAAUAAAUUGGUUUCACAAGACUUAGUAAUUGGCAUCUCAAAACUUAAGUUUGAAAAAGACACCAUAUGUGAUGCAUGUCAAAAGGGGAAGCAAGAUAAUACUCGCUUGGAGAGAAAGGAUGUUUGUGAUGACCUUGCAGAUUCACUUGAAAAAAUACACAUUCAAGAUGAUGAAAAAGAAGCGGAUGCAAACACCAACAUUCAACCACAAAUUGAAGAAGAAACACAAGAAAAUCCCCAAGGUGAGGAAGAACAAGAGGAAGAAUAAGAGCAAGAGGAAGAACAAGAACAAGAAGAAGACCGAACUUCCCACUGCAUGGAGGAUAAAUAGGAAUCAUCCUCUUGACCAGCUAAUGACUAGUAAGUUUGAGAUGUCAAUGAUGGGAGAGCUCACAUUCUUUUUGGGCAUACAAGUAAAGAAAAUGAGAGAUGGUACUUUCAUUUUCCAAAUUAAGUAUUGCAAGGAGCUGCUAAAGCGGUUCGAAAUAGACAACACCAAAGCCAUGGCAACACCUAUGAGUACAAAAUGGAGGGANCCCCCCCCCACCCAAAGUUUCAAGUGGUGGUUUGGUUGAUGAUGCGUGGAAGACUAAAAACAAAAAAAGGCUGAGAAGAUUUAUGACUGUGGAUGCGCAGUGUAUACCAGCAGGUAUUUAACAGCUUUGAGUUCUCAUUUCAUAUCACAUGUUUGGAUGAUUUGGAGUUGGAGAAGAUCCUGAUGGAGACUAAAGAGAAGCUACAAAGAAAGAAGAUCAUAACACUAUGGGCUGCCUGUGUGUACAACAUCUGGAGAUCAAGGAACAGGAUUUUGCAUCAUAAGAGGACUACAGAGGAGGAUACCAGUGCUUAUCCUUCCUCUUACAUGUUUUCUUUCUUUCUUUCUUUUUAAAAAGGUGCAGGUUAUUGGGAAGUCUAAUGAUGACUCUUAGAUAUGAGUUGUAAACAUUGAUUGAAAUGGGUAAUGAAGUUGUGUUUUCUGU
This is a messenger RNA of Cuscuta campestris, 1519 nucleotides long. Lineage: Eukaryota; Viridiplantae; Streptophyta; Magnoliopsida; Solanales; Convolvulaceae. The record is from the annotation of a GenBank genome assembly.